Molecule: messenger RNA, 3032 nt
Organism: Danio aesculapii
Lineage: Eukaryota; Metazoa; Chordata; Actinopteri; Cypriniformes; Danionidae
Gene: med16
Product: mediator complex subunit 16
Exons: 14
Coding region: 287-2830 (847 amino acids)
Biological process (GO): positive regulation of DNA-templated transcription
Cellular component (GO): mediator complex
Molecular function (GO): protein binding
Source: RefSeq, a predicted model, not a curated record
UAGAUGAGUCUUUUAAUCCGGAAAGAGUCGACGAAUACAGGCGCUCCGUGAAGUGCCGCUUCAAAGUGCUAUUUCCAGAAUUAGAAUAUCUUUGAAACGCCAGAGCAAUUUUUUUUUCUGGCUUAAUAGCAGGAGCAUGUAGUUUUGUAUCUGCCAUUCCCAUAAUUUUCUUCUGUUUUGUACAGUAUAGGUGUUUGCUUUUGUUGACUCCCGCAGUGAGUGUGAACACAUUCAAAGCUGUUCAGUCAGGGCAUCUGUGCUGUUAACAGUAAGUUUCUUUCAUUAUAUGAUGGAUAUCGCAUAUGUUUGCGAGUGGGAGAAGAGACCCAAGAGCAACCACUGUCCCUCAAUUCCUCUGGUGUGCGCCUGGUCAUGUAGAAACCUCAUCGCUUUCACCACUGACCUGAAGAAUGAGGAGGAUGACAAAGGUCUGGACAAUGCCUUUAUUACCAAUAUUACCACACCUGUUGAUCUCAGUCAUAUGAUACACAUCAUCGACACUGAUCACCCCUGGGAUGUGUACUCCAUCAAUUCUGGUCACAAUGAGAUCAUUUCCUGCCUAGAAUGGGAUCAGUCUGGUUCGAGGUUGUUGUCUGCUGAUGGUGAUGGUCAGAUCAAGUGUUGGGGCAUGACAGACCACCUGGUUAACAGCUGGGAGUGCGCACAGAGCAGCUCAGUGGAUGGAGACCCUAUUGUAGCACUUUCAUGGUUACACAAUGGAGUCAAACUGGCCCUGCAUGUUGAAAAGUCUGGCUCUACGAACUUUGGAGAGAAAUUUUCCCGGGUUAAGUUUUCCCCAUCUCUGACAUUGUUUGGCGGGAAACCCAUGGAGGGAUGGUUAGCGGUGACAGUGAGCGGUCUGGUCACUGUGUCCUUAUUAAAGCCAAAUGGGACUUUGUUGACGGCAAGUGAGAGCCUGUGCAGGCUGAGGGGACGCGUGGCCCUAGCAGAUAUCGCCUUUACUGGCGGUGGGAAUAUAGUGGUGGCAGCCACAGAUGGCAGCAGUUCCUCUCCAGUGCAGUUCUAUAAAGUGUGUGUGAGUGUGGUGAAUGAGAAGUGCCGCAUCGACACUGAGCUGCUUCCCUCACUGUUCAUGCGCUGCACCACCGACCCAUUGCGGAGAGACAAGUAUCCUGCUGUCACACACCUUAAAUUCCUCACACGAGAGAAUUCAGAACAGGUCCUGCUUUGUGCAUCUAGUCAGAUGGGCAGCAUUGUAGAGUGCUGGUCCUUGCGCAAGGAGGGUCUUCCAGUUAAUAAUAUCUUUCAACACCGAUCACCAGUGGUAGGUGAAAAGCAGCCAAUGACUCUGAAGUGGCGAAUCCUCUCAACGACCAAUGAUCUGGACAGAGUGUCUGCUGUCGCUCUGCCUAAACUUCCCAUCUCCAUCUCAAACACUGAUCUCAAAGUCGCCUCAGAUACUAAGUUCUUCCCAGGCCUCGGUCUUGCCUUGGCAUUCCAUGAUGGCAGUAUCCAGAUUCUCCAUCGCCUUUCCUUGCAAACAGUGGGAAUGUUCUAUGGUUCCUCUGGUUCCUCUCAACGUAUUGGAGAAGAACCUGCCAUUAAGCGUCAGAGAGCUGGAGGCCCAACACUGCACUUCAAAGCCCUUCAGUUCUCUUGGACAUCUCUAGCUUUGGUGGGCGUAGACAAUCAUGGCAAGUUGCACAUGUUUCGAGUGUCCCCAUCCAUGGGCCAAAUGUUGGACAUGAACACCCUCCUUCGCCAUUUACUGUUUCUCCUGGAGUACUGCAUGGUGACGGGAUAUGACUGGUGGGACGUGCUCCUUCAUGCACAGCCUGGCAUGGUGCAUAACCUUCUGGAGAAGCUUCAUGAGGAAUACAUGAGACAAAACCAAGCACUGCAGCAGGUUUUGUCCACCCGUAUAGUAGCAGUGAAGGCAUCUCUGUGUAAGCUGUCAUCUGCCACUGCAGCAAGAGCUUGUGACUUCCAUGCAAAACUGCUCCUUAUUGCCAUCAGCUCCACACUCAAGUCGUUACUGAGACCUCAUGUGCUCAACACCCCAGAUAAGAGUCCUGGGGACAGACUGUCUGAGAUCUGUGCCAAAAACACUGACACUGACAUUGAUAAGGUGAUGAUCAACCUGAAGACAGAGGAGUUUGUUCUGGAUGGACCUCCCCUUCAGUCCCUUCAGCAGCUUAUUCAGUGGGUCGGAGACUUUGUUCUGUACCUGCUGGCCAACCUUCCCAACCAGGGCUCCAUUGUGCGUCCAGGGUUUGGGUUCUUGCGUGACGGUGCAUCUCUCGGUAUGCUGAGAGAGAUGCUGGUGAUGAUCCGUAUUUGGGGCCUUCUGAAACCAGGCUGUUUGCCCAUUUACACGGCCACAUCUGACAACCAGGACAGCAUGUUUCUGCUCUUCCGCCUGCUCACCAAACUCUGGCUCUGCUCUCGAGAUGAGAGUCACCCACAGGACCCUGAUGAGACAUUGAUUGAUGAGUGCUGUCUGCUGCCCAGUCAGCUCCUUGUACCCUGCAUGGACUGGCUGCCCAUCAAUGAUGGUGUCAUUACUAAGAUCCAGAGCAAGCACCAGCUCAGACUGCAGUUCGGCAAACCAUACACCCUGCCUGGGGUCAACCCCAAUGCACAAGUUGAGAUGUUCAGAAGUCCAGCGUCACAGAGAGUGGAUCACCUGCGAUGUUUACAUCUGGGCAUCUCUCCAACAGAGGAUAGCAAAGCUUGCACAAGGUGUGGCUGUGUCACCAUGUUAAGAUCUCCAAAUAAAACAAAUGCCACGAGACAAUGGGAGCAGCGUUGGAUCAAGAACUGUCUGUGUGGAGGUCUCUGGAGAAGAAUCCCCUCCACGUUAAGCUAAAGACCGCACCAUUUAGAAAUGUUAAAGCAGCAUGGGUCUCCUAUUAUAAACCAACAUAUAGAAAUAUUUUCCAGUCAAUUUGUCUGAGAGUGUAGUUUUUUGCAAUUGUAAAUAUGAAUUGUGUUUUGUUUUGUAAUUUUGUAAUAUGUGAUAUGGUUUUUUGAAAUAAAUAAAAUGACAAAUGUCAUUAUAAAAUUAAGAA